GAGGCGGCUCCGAGUGGCGCGUCGCCGCCGAGGGCCGGGGUGGCGGCCAUGGAGGCCCCGGAGCCGCCGAGCGAGCUGGUGUCCGAGGAGGGCCGGAACCGGAAGGCGGUGCUGUGCCGGCGCUGCGGCUCCCGCGUGCUGCAGCCGGGCACGGCGCUCUUCUCCCGCCGCCAGCUCUUCCUCCCGUCCAUGAGGAAGAAGCCGGCACUGGCCAGCGGCGGUGGUCCGGAGGGCGACCUCCUGCAGGAGCACUGGCUGGUGGAGGACAUGUUCACUUUCGAGAACGUGGGCUUCACCAAGGACGUGGGCAACAUCAAGUUCCUGGUCUGUGCAGACUGCGAGGUGGGCCCCAUUGGCUGGCACUGCCUGGAUGACAAGGACAGUUUCUACGUGGCUUUGGACCGGGUUUCCCAUGAGUGAUGGGGGGACGCGGCUCCCCCCGACUAUUAAAGCUUUCCCCGGGGACCGCCCUGUCGCCUGCUCUGCACUGCCGUCCAUCGUGAGUGCCACCCGCCCGUCCAGCCCAGGCCCCCGCGCAGGCACUCCCUUAGGGCCCCAAGCGUCGCGGCCUCUCCCCCGCUCCGCUUUCCUGGCUGGGACACGGUGCUCCUGCAGAUCUCCCCUCCCGGCCUCCCUGCGCCAGGCUCCCUGUCUCCACUCAGGAGUUAGCCACAGUUCGCCCUGAGGACACGUGACCUGGGGCACUCAACAACGGUGCUGACCGCUAAAACCUGCCUUUUGGUCUCCUUCAGGAAAGCGCGCAAGCACCUCAGAGCGACUUGUGUGGCUGACUCUGUCUGCAGUAAUUUAUUCUCUAAGCGUAAAGCAUUUCCAGACUGCAGUAUUCCAGCCACCCCUCAGAAAUACCUUAUUUUGGACACACAUCUGAGACCGCCACGGGGGCCUCUCCUCCGGGCUGAUGGAGACUUUAUUGUGCAGGCGGACGUGGCCCCCCCUUCCCCUCACAUCCUAUUGUGGUUUCUCUCUGGGUCAGCUCCUCACUGCUGUCAGCAAGCUGCAAAUCAGGUGUGUUCUCCUGUCUGUUAGCAGCCACCCCUAGGAGACCCCAGCCCUGGUUGUGCACCCCGCGUCUCCUGGGACGAGUGGAGAGGUUGGGGGGCUGGGGGUGGUCUGUGCCAGGCGAGGCUUUCUGUAUGUCCUUCCUGGGCUCGUCACCCUUCCUCGGCACCUGGGAGAGACGACACAGUCCGCACAGAGCUGGCUCAGCAGGACUCUCCAGGGUCCAGACCUCCGUCCAGUGCCUCUCGUCGUGGUGGGGCUGCUCCGACAGCUCGCCGUUCAGCACCCUUCUCGGUUCUGUCAUCUCUGAGAUGCCUCACCGGCUCAGGAGUCUGUGAGGCCGGGUUCCCAGCAUCCUCCUGCCUCCCCUGCCUCCAAGGCUCAGGAGACUAGAACGGGAGCAAGGACUCAAUGGAGACCUUACAGACAUUCCUUUCCCCCUGUUUUCCAGCUGCUUUCUCCCUCCUCCCCCCAGAACUUAAUCUAAGGGUCCCCCACUGAAGUACAGGCCUUGGACAUAGUAUUGCAACCACCUCUCACCUGGGCAGAUGGCUUCAGUCCCCGGCCGUAGCCUCACAGGCUCUGGAAGAAAACCAACUUGCAGAUGGGCGGUCAGAUGUCCAUGAUUGUGGCAUUUUGCAGAAAAACUGAGCAUAUCCCCUCAGGUCAGAAGGGACAAGCCACGUAGAUGCCUCUGGGGACAUACAGCCCCUCAAAUUUUGAGCCAAAACCUGGGCAGUGUUUUUUAAAUGAAGACUUUUCCUUUCCUUAAUCACAGAAAUGGUAUACAUUCAUUGCAGAUAAAUACAGACGUGUGUGUAAAGUUGUUUUUAAUCACUCAUACUUGCACCAUCCAGAGACUGCCGAUGGUGAUGUGGUAUACGUUCCUCUCAAUGGUUUUCUGUGUGUACUCAUGUAGCAUUUUCAAAAACAAAUAUGAGGUCAUAUUGUACUCUCAUAACUUACUUUUUCCAUUUAAGAAAAUAUGGGCUUACCAUGUCAGUAAAUGUCCACCUCUGCCUACCAUCAUGUUGACUAGUCAUUUGUACAUCUGUGCUGUAAUUUGUUUAAAUGAUCCACUGUUAGACUGCCUCCGGUUUCUUGUAAAUCAUGAGAUGUAAGCUGACUGUCCACACUUUCCCAUCAUUUCCUCGUGCUGGUGAGCCAUGGGCUCUCGGGGGAUGUGUCCCCGGGCUCCGCUUCCUGACGUGGCGCCUGGGAGCGGCGGAGCCCCUCGUCCUCCUGCCCGGCAGUUCCUGACACUGGGUAUUUAUUAUCUUAAAUGAACAUGUUGCUACUGUAAUAGGAGGAAAAAUAGUUUCGUUUUAAUUUGUGCUUAUUUCUAAUGAGUAUUUUACAUACUUGUCAUUUGUGUUUCUUUUUUGAGAAUUGCCAAACAUUGUUCCUCCAGUGGCCAAAAAUAUAGUUGUUUCUCUGCCUUUUCAGCUUGAUUUGAAAGAAAUAAAUGCAUUUAAGCAGUGACAA
Molecule: messenger RNA, 2505 nt
Organism: Dama dama (fallow deer)
Lineage: Eukaryota; Metazoa; Chordata; Mammalia; Artiodactyla; Cervidae
Gene: RABIF
Product: RAB interacting factor
Exons: 2
Coding region: 49-420 (123 amino acids)
Biological process (GO): post-Golgi vesicle-mediated transport; small GTPase-mediated signal transduction
Cellular component (GO): membrane; cytosol
Molecular function (GO): zinc ion binding; guanyl-nucleotide exchange factor activity
Source: RefSeq, a predicted model, not a curated record